GAAUUGCUCCGAGUCCAACUCGCUCGUGUCUCCCACUUGUUUCUUUCGAUCAUCUUCCUCACCUUCAUUAUCACACCAAGCCGAAUCAGAAUCAGAAGAAAGAUGCCUUGCCUUUAUAUCUCCACCAACGUCAACUUAGACGGAAUCGACACCGAUCCUAUCUUCUCCGAAGCUACUUCCACUGUCUCCUCCAUCAUCGGAAAGCCCCAAAAAUAUGUGAUGGUGAUACUGAAGGGGUCGGUGCAGAUAUCAUUUGAGGGGAACAAGGAACCAGCAGCGUACGCGGAGAUAGUGUCGAUGGGAGGCAUAGACUCGCAAGUGAAGAAGGAGCUCAUCGCUUCCAUUGGAUCCAUUCUCCAAUCUAAGCUCUCUAUUCCAAGAACAAGAUUCUUCCUCAAGCUUUUCGACACUACUGCUUUUCGCAACGCCUCCAAAUUGUGAUCGCUUUUUUAGUUUGUGACACUUACACUCUUUGUCUCUCUCUGCCUCGCUCACUCAAUUUCUCCACCACAUUUUUUUUCUUUAACAAGAAUUAGACUUGGAGAUACAUCCAUCCAUUCACGAGGCCCCCAUCAUUAAUAAUUAUACUCUAGUCUACUUAAAUAAUAAUUAUCAUUAUUACAGAAAAUAUGAUAAUAGUUCUCUAUGCUUUUAAUUGCAUUUUGUUUUUAA
Molecule: messenger RNA, 672 nt
Organism: Prosopis cineraria
Lineage: Eukaryota; Viridiplantae; Streptophyta; Magnoliopsida; Fabales; Fabaceae
Exons: 2
Coding region: 103-441 (112 amino acids)
Molecular function (GO): phenylpyruvate tautomerase activity
Source: RefSeq, a predicted model, not a curated record